ACUGGUCUACUGCUGCUGCUGCUGCUGCUCAUUGAAGACUUGCAGCUGAUAUACCUAUAUCGUCUACGGUAUAUACAUAUAUAGCGAGUGCAGAGAGUUGAGCAAACUCUCGACGUCUCGAUUUACGAGAAACAUAUACCUAUUAAAGCGGGAGCAACGUCACUUCACUCCGUUGUCUGCACUCCUCAGUAUAUACAUACACGACCAAGAUGGAGGACGUUCUGGACGAAAUUGUCUCAACCGAGGAUUUGAAAAAAUUCGAGAUUAUGUACAAUAAGCAACUGCAAGGAGAAGCAGUAGACACAAAUAUUCAAUUUCAGUACGCAUGGUGUUUGGUCCGAAGUAAAUAUCCUGUUGAUAUCAGAAAAGGAAUAAUGCUGUUGGAAGAUCUUUUUAACAAAACUGGAGAAACAGAAAAAAGAGAUUGCUUGUAUUAUCUUGCCAUUGGUAAUGCCAGGAUUAAGAAAUACCCAGAAGCUAUGAAGUACGUCAAAGCUUUUCUACAACUUGAGCCAAGUAAUGAACAAGUACAAAGAUUAGAACUUUUAAUAAAGAAAAAAAUGGAAAGAGAGGGACUCAAAGGUAUGGCAAUAGCUGGAGGAGUAAUUGUUGGAAUUGCAAGUGUAUUAGGCUUGGGAAUAGCGAUGGCUAAAAAAGGAAAAAGAACUUAGCCAUUCAAAUUAUUCAAGUAAUUUGUACUGUACAAAAGAUCAAAAUCUUUGCCCAGAGGCUGGAUCCUCAAUUUGAUUCGUGACUAUGUUUUGAUAUUUCAUGUCAUCUUUGGCAUUCCCUCGUUGUUCACUGUGUUUUGUGUAAAAGAUGCAUAAUCUUGCUUGUUUUUUUUACUGUACACAAUAAUAGUACAUUUACAAUUAAUUUCAUAUUUAUACUAAUACGUCUUGUCAAAUUAAACAAGCCCUGAUUAGUCAUUAGGAAAAGUCCAUAGUCAUGCCUUAAAGUUUGUAAAUAAAUAGCUCACUAACAUUUUAAUUGCUUUUCUAAAUAUCAAAUAGUGAAUCAUCCACCAGUUUGUUAUUUUACAAAUAUGCAA
This is a messenger RNA of Trichogramma pretiosum, 1051 nucleotides long. It is a transcript of the gene Fis1, whose product is annotated as mitochondrial fission 1 protein. Bases 210 to 671 code for a protein of 153 amino acids. NCBI's taxonomy places the organism in Eukaryota, Metazoa, Arthropoda, Insecta, Hymenoptera, Trichogrammatidae. Gene Ontology annotation, biological process: mitochondrial fragmentation involved in apoptotic process; autophagy of mitochondrion; peroxisome fission. Gene Ontology annotation, cellular component: peroxisomal membrane; mitochondrial outer membrane. The record is from RefSeq and is a predicted model, not a curated record. Gene Ontology annotation, molecular function: protein binding. The transcript has 5 exons.